Sceloporus undulatus (fence lizard) is the source of this 1503-nucleotide messenger RNA. Its product is annotated as prolactin receptor-like. The annotation marks the transcript as partial. The record is from RefSeq and is a predicted model, not a curated record. Gene Ontology annotation, cellular component: external side of plasma membrane; signaling receptor complex. NCBI's taxonomy places the organism in Eukaryota, Metazoa, Chordata, Lepidosauria, Squamata, Phrynosomatidae. The transcript has a single exon. Gene Ontology annotation, molecular function: cytokine binding; cytokine receptor activity. Gene Ontology annotation, biological process: cytokine-mediated signaling pathway.
CCAACAUGAGACUUCACACAUUACCUUCGACUAUACUUAUUGUGCUGCUUUCUUUGAACAAAUGGUUUGUGAAUUGUCAUUCACCUCCUGGGAAGCCUACAAUAAUAGGUUGCCGAUCCUCAGGAAACGAAUCAUUUAUUUGCUGGUGGAAACCUGAUGCAGGUGGAGGGCCUCCUAAAAGUUACUCUCUACUGUACAUCACAGAAAGAGAUGAACAGCCCCAUGAAUGUCCAGACUACAUAUCAGCAGGCCCCAAUUCCUGUUACUUUGAUCAAAGACACACCAGGUUUUGGACAAGAUACAACAUCACAGUAAAAGCUACCAAUGACUUGGGGAGUAAUUUCUCUGAUCCUCACUAUGUGGAUGUGAGGACUGUAGUUAAGCCAGACCCUCCUGUGGAUCUUUCUCUGGAACUGAAACAGUUGAAUGAGAGAAACUAUGUGUGGGCAAAAUGGUCACCACCACCUCUAAUGGUUGAUGAUGCAGCAAGCUGGCAAACAUGUAAUUAUGAACUGCGAAUGAACAUUGGUGGAGGACAGGAAUGGGAGACUCAUUUUGUUGGAGAGCAAACACAAUAUAGAAUGUCUCAGUGGCAGCCAGAAGUGAAAUAUACUGCUCAGGUUCACUGUGUAAGAGAUAAUGGUGAAACAAGUGAAUGGAGUCCAGAAAGUCACUUCAAACUCCACAGUGGCCAACCUCCAGGGAAGCCAGAGGUAAUAAGAUGCCGCUCUCCUGAAAAAGAAACUUUUACUUGUUGGUGGAAACCUGGUUCUGAUGGAGGACUUCCUAACAAUUAUACUUUGCUCUAUAACAAAGAAGGGAAUGAAUACAACGAAUGUCCUGACUACAUAACGGCAGGACCCAAUUCUUGUUAUUUUGAUAAAAGGCAUACUUCACUUUGGAAGAUGUACAAUUUAACCAUAAAGGCUACUAAUGAGAUGGGAAGUGCUGUCUCUGAACCUUAUUAUGUGGAUGUGGCUAACAUAGUUCAGCCGGAUCCUCCAAAAAACCUGUCUCUGGAAUUUGAGAAAAAAGUAUAUGGUGAAUAUCUCUUGUUGAACUGGUCUCCUCCUUUGCUGGGUGAUGUCAAAUCUGGCUGGCUAACCCUUGAAUAUGAGUUGUGCAUAAAACCUGAAGAAGGACAAGAGUGGGAGAAAAUAUUUGUUGGUCAGAGAACAACAUACAAGAUGUUCAGUGUAAAUCCUGGUGAAAGGUAUGUUGCACAAGUCCGCUGCAGAUCAGAUCAUGGCUCGUGGAGUGACUGGAGUCCCAAAAGUUACAUCAAGCUCCAAAAAGACAUCAGAGUGAAGGAUAUACUUGUUUGGAUCUUUGUGGCUUGUUUAUCGUUUGCUGUAUGUUUGAUAAUGAUCUGGACACUGGCUUUGAAGAGAACUAACAUGGUGGCCCGCAUUCUGCCACCUGUUCCAGGUCCUAAAAUUAAAGGCUUUGAUGCUCAGCUAUUAGAGGCGGGAAAAACUGAAGAAUUACUGAGUGCUCUGAAUU